AUGGCCAGUGGUCGGCCACCUGGACCCGAACAUGUCGCUGGCGACGAUGAUCUGCUCUUGAGCUCCAGUCCAAGCCCGGGGCCGGUGUAUAAUACCGGUCAGCCCCCGCCAGUUAGCGAUGAGCACCUACCGCAGUUUAUAAACCAGCACAGCAACCAAUCCCGUCCAUCAAUAUCCAAUGAUCAGUUCAUCGGCGCCCAGGUCCAACAACAUGGCUCCUAUGCCUCGGGUACCUCAGGGAUUGCGCCUCAGAGCCGAUUUCUCCAAGAGUCACAUGGGGCAGGGUAUCGGUCAGAGUCGCACUCCGACCUCGCCUAUGGACAAGAGCCGAUAGACCGCUACGACUCCAAUCUGGACCACUAUGAUUCCCACUAUGAUCAAGCCCAGUACCACGAUGGUGGAAGCUACUAUGACGAUCCGUUCGAGCCGCAAAUCCCCAGUGAAGGCCGUGUCCGAAAGGCGAACGAGCGCAAUAGCAUUUUCGGCUUGGGAGGCGGCUUGGUGGGGAGGGCCAAAUACAUGUUCGGGAUGGGUCCGCAGUACUCAGAAAUGGACUUGCCACUAACGGAGGCUGGCGCGAGGCGAGCGACCGUGGACAGUACAGGGCAACCGGCUGCAGCUCCGAAAGCGCAUAAGAAGGCCGGCGCAUCUGGCUUGACCUCUCUGUUUGGGCGUCGCAAAGUCGAUCCCGCAAGCCUGGGUCCUCGCAUUAUUCAAGUCAACAAUGCGCCGGCGAAUGCAGUACACAAAUUCAUCAGCAAUCACGUCUCAACCGCCAAGUAUAACAUUGUCACGUUUGUCCCGAAAUUCCUCUUCGAACAAUUCUCAAAAUAUGCCAAUCUCUUUUUCCUGUUCACCGCUGUCUUGCAACAAAUUCCCAACGUCUCUCCGACCAACAGAUUCACGACCAUCGUUCCAUUGGCUAUUGUGUUGCUGGUGUCGGCCAUCAAGGAGUUAGUUGAAGACUAUAAACGUCGAGUGUCCGACAGAGGGUUGAACUACUCCAAGACCCAAGUGCUCAAGGGCUCCUCCUUCCACGAGACAAAAUGGGUGGACGUGACAGUGGGAGAUGUGGUUCGAGUCGAGUCUGAAGAACCGUUCCCCGCAGACUUGGUAUUGCUGGCCUCAUCGGAGCCCGAAGGUUUAUGCUACAUCGAAACGGCAAAUCUUGACGGCGAAACCAACUUGAAGAUCAAGCAAGCCAUUCCCGAGACCGCCCAUCUGGUCAGCCCCAGUGAUCUCAGCCGCCUAAGCGGUCGCGUUCGGUCCGAGCAACCAAACAGUAGUCUAUACACCUACGAGGCGACAUUGACGAUGAAUGUCGGAGGCGGCGAGAAGGAACUCUCGCUGGCACCGGAUCAACUACUGCUCCGCGGUGCAACCCUGCGAAAUACGCCAUGGAUCCAUGGCAUUGUGGUUUUUACCGGACAUGAGACCAAGUUGAUGCGGAACGCGACCGCUACACCCAUCAAGCGGACUGCUGUCGAGCGCAUGGUGAACGUCCAGAUUCUCAUGCUCGUCAGCAUUCUGGUUGCUCUGAGCGUCAUCAGCUCCGUUGGUGACCUUGUCGUCCGGCAAACAGCAUCGAACAAGCUCGCUUACCUGGAUUAUGGAUCCAUUAACCCAGUGAAGCAAUUUUUCAUGGAUAUCUUCACUUAUUGGGUCCUAUACUCAAACUUGGUUCCCAUUUCGCUUUUCGUCACGAUCGAGAUCGUCAAAUACUUCCAGGCCUUCCUCAUUAAUUCUGACUUGGAUAUGUACCAUGACAAAACCGAUACACCUGCUACAUGCCGCACGUCAUCUUUGGUGGAAGAGCUUGGUCAGAUCGAGUACAUUUUCUCCGAUAAAACGGGUACGCUUACUUGCAACAUGAUGGAGUUCAAGCAAUGCACAAUUGCGGGCAUUCAAUAUGGAGAUGAUGUUUCGGAAGACCGUCGAGCUACCGCCGACGAUGAUGGCGAAUAUGGCAUUCACGACUUCAAGGCUCUUCGCAAGAAUCUUGUCUCCCACCCGUCACAGGGGGCAAUUCAACAAUUCCUUACCCUUCUAGCGACAUGCCACACCGUCAUUCCCGAAUGGAAAGGCGACGAUCCGUCCCAGAUCAAGUAUCAGGCCGCUUCUCCCGAUGAGGGUGCUUUGGUCGAUGGAGCCGCGAUGUUGGGAUAUCGCUUCACCAACCGCAGGCCACGAUCAGUGAUCUUCACCGCAAACGGUGUCGAGCAGGAAUACGAACUACUUGCUGUUUGCGAGUUCAAUUCAACCCGAAAGCGCAUGUCAACCAUUUUCCGUUGUCCGGAUGGCAAGGUUCGAAUCUACUGCAAGGGUGCCGACACGGUUAUCCUAGAACGCUUGCAUCCAGAUAACCCAACUGUCGAGGUGACCCUGCAACACCUUGAAGAGUAUGCCUCUGAGGGAUUGCGAACCCUGUGUCUCGCCAUGCGUGAGGUUCCCGAGGACGAGUAUCAGCGCUGGAAUCAAAUCUUCAAUGCUGCCAAUACGACUGUUGGGGGCACUCGUGCUGACGAGCUGGACAAGGCAGCAGAGCUGAUUGAAAAAGAUUUGUAUCUCCUGGGAGCCACCGCGAUCGAAGAUCGUCUUCAGGAUGGUGUUCCGGACACUAUUCACACCUUGCAAACUGCUGGCAUUAAGAUUUGGGUUUUGACCGGUGAUCGACAGGAGACUGCCAUCAAUAUUGGCAUGUCGUGCAAGCUCAUCUCGGAGGACAUGAGCCUUCUAAUUGUCAAUGAGGAGACCUCGCAAGCGACGCGUGCGAACCUGCAAUCCAAGAUGGACGCAGUCAAAAGCCAAGCUGUGUCAGGCGACGUCGAGCCUCUAGCCUUGAUCAUCGAUGGCAAGUCCUUGACAUUCGCUCUGGAGAAGGACAUGGAAAAGCUAUUCCUUGAUCUUGCUGUUAUGUGUAAGGCGGUCGUCUGUUGUCGUGUCUCUCCCCUUCAGAAAGCGCUGGUUGUCAAAUUGGUGAAGCGUCACCUCAAGUCGCUGCUUCUGGCGAUUGGCGACGGUGCAAACGACGUUUCCAUGAUCCAGGCCGCCCACGUUGGUGUUGGUAUCAGCGGUAUGGAGGGUCUUCAAGCUGCUCGUUCAGCCGAUGUGGCGAUUGCGCAGUUCAGAUUCCUCCGAAAAUUACUGCUGGUGCAUGGUGCCUGGAGUUACUCUCGUAUCAGUCGAGUCAUUCUCUACUCAUUCUAUAAGAACAUCACAUUGUACAUGACACAGUUCUGGUAUUCGUUCCAAAACGCCUUUUCUGGUGAAGUUAUCUACGAAUCUUGGACCUUGUCCUUCUAUAACGUGCUUUUCACCGUUUUGCCUCCUUUCGCCAUGGGAAUUUUCGAUCAGUUCAUUUCGGCUCGUUUAUUGGACCGUUAUCCCCAGCUAUAUCAACUUGGCCAGAAGGGCGUCUUCUUCAAGAAACACAGCUUCUGGGCUUGGGUGCUCAAUGGGUUCUUCCACUCCCUGCUCCUCUAUCUUGUCUCCGAAUUGAUUUUUCUCUGGGAUCUACCGAUGAGCGACGGCAAAGUGGCCGGCCAUUGGGUUUGGGGGGAAGCCCUCUACACCGCUGUCCUUGCGACCGUGCUCGGCAAGGCUGCUCUGAUUUCCAACAUCUGGACCAAGUAUCACUUCAUCGCCAUCCCCGGCUCCAUGGUUCUUUGGCUCGCCUUCCUUCCCGCUUAUGGGUUUGCUGCUCCUGCCAUUGGAUUCUCUCGCGAGUACUAUGGUACCAUUCCCUUCCUCUUCAAAACACCGGUCUUCUAUCUCAUGGCGAUUGUCUUGCCGUGCAUCUGUCUCAUGCGUGAUUUUGCCUGGAAAUAUGCCAAGCGCAUGUACUAUCCUCAGCACUAUCAUCAUGUGCAAGAGAUCCAGAAGUACAACGUCCAGGAUUACCGUCCACGCAUGGAGCAGUUCCAGAAAGCCAUCCGCAAGGUCCGUCAGGUCCAGCGUAUGCGCAAGCAGCGCGGCUAUGCAUUCUCGCAGGCCGACGAUGGUGGCCAAAUGCGAGUUUUGAACGCUUAUGACACGACUCAAGGUCGUGGACGUUACGGAGAGAUGACCAGCUCAAGACAUCCUGGGCAAUGA
Molecule: messenger RNA, 4092 nt
Organism: Penicillium diatomitis
Lineage: Eukaryota; Fungi; Ascomycota; Eurotiomycetes; Eurotiales; Aspergillaceae
Product: aminophospholipid-translocating P4-type ATPase DRS2
Exons: 2
Coding region: 1-4092 (1363 amino acids)
Biological process (GO): post-Golgi vesicle-mediated transport; endocytic recycling; phospholipid translocation
Cellular component (GO): plasma membrane
Molecular function (GO): ATP hydrolysis activity; ATP binding; ATPase-coupled intramembrane lipid carrier activity
Source: RefSeq, a predicted model, not a curated record